AACUCUGUGAAAGUGCAGUGAUGUGGCCUGUGCUCACAUAGAGGUCUGUUACCCUGCAGUGAGCAUUUGUAGAUGAUGGGGAGUGUUCAGCUUUCAUAUUUACGACUUUUAAAUCUUUUUAUAGCUGCUUUAUUGGAAUGCGGAGCUCAAAGACCCUGUGAACAGCCUCAUCAGUUGAACAUAAGCCGUGUUCAGCGUGACAGCAUGUCCAUUUCUUGUUUAACCACAACCCACCUGCUGGAAACUCUAACAGUGAAACUACGCAAGAAUAACCCAGUUAAAGACAUCUUGAUCUCGCCAGCAUCAGAGCACCAGAAAUGGUCUGUGAGUAAACAUGCUGGUAAUAUCAGACUUAAUCUGAAAGACAUCCAACAAACAGAUGAAGGCCUUUAUGACUGUGAGGUCUACAAAGAUCAAGACUGCCUUAACGCAACUCGAUUUACCCUGACAGUCAAAGACUGUACAAAAAUGAAGUCUGUCACUGCAGUAUCAGGCUCUGCAGUGCUGCUGCCAUGCUCUGAACAUCCUCAACGAAACACAACUGAUAAAGUCACUUGGAAAGUCAUUGAAGGUCACGGGUCAACAGAUAUAACAAAAUAUCGCUCAUCAUCCACAACCUCAAACAGCACAGAAAAACUCUCAAACCCUCUGUUUGAGAGAGCGAGACAACUAGAGAAUGGUUCUCUGUUUAUUAGAGAUUCAGUAAAGGCUGAUGAUCUGUGGUAUCGAUGCAGAGUGAAUGAAAAAACCUGCUAUGAAGUGAAGCUGGUAAUCAAAGUGGCGAUGAGGAGACCCUGUGAAAAGCUUCAUGAGUUGAACAUAAGCUGUGUUCAGCAUAGCAACAUGUAUGUUUCUUGUUUAACCACAACACACCCGCUGGAGUCUCUAAUGGUGAAACUACGCAAGAAUAACCCGGUUAAAGACAUCCUGAUCUAUCCUGACAUCUCUCCAGCAUCAGAGCACCAGAGAUGGUCUGUGAGGAAACAUGCUGGAAAUGUUACACUUGGUCUGAAAGACGUCAGAUUAUCAGAUGAAGGCCUUUAUGAGUGUCAGGUUUACAAAGAUCAGGACUGCCUUAACGCAACUCGAUUUAUCCUGACAGUCAAAGGUGAGAAUAAUAUUUCUGAAACAAUCAAAUGAUCCCAAUUAUUUCAUUUAGUUUCUCUGUUUUCAGAGUGUAAAACGUUAGAUCCUGUCUCUGCAGUAUCAGGCUCUGCUGUGCUGCUGCCAUGCUCUGAACAUCCUCAACAAAACACAGCUGAUCAAGUCACUUGGAAAGUCAUUGAAGGUCACGAGUCAACAGAUAUAACACAAUAUUACUCUCUAUCCAAGACCUCAAGCAGCACAGAGAAACUCUCAAAGCCUCUGUAUGAGAGAGCGAAACGACUAGAAAAUGGAUCUCUGCUUAUAAGAGAUGCAGUAAAAGCUGAUGAACAGUGGUACCAGUGCAGAGUGAAUGAGAAAACCUGCUGUAAAGUGAAGCUGCUGAUCA
Messenger RNA from Danio rerio (zebrafish), 1492 nucleotides. The record is from RefSeq and is a predicted model, not a curated record. NCBI's taxonomy places the organism in Eukaryota, Metazoa, Chordata, Actinopteri, Cypriniformes, Danionidae.